AUUUAUAUAAUCAUUUUUUACUAUCGAAAUUUAUUUUACUAUCAAAUAACUGUAAGGUAAAGCCACAGAGACAUUUGAAAAAGUCAAAUUUUGCUGUUGCAAUAUGUGAAAUUACUGGUCCAUGAAGACAAUUAAAAAAAAGGAAAAAUGUGUUCAUAAUUUUGAAUAAUAUAUAAUUCCUAUUUUGACCCCUUCCUAUAUCCAUACUUCCUUCCGUUUUUGUUUAUUCGAAUACGACUCGCAUGAAAACACUCAACAACGUGUGUUUGAAAAUUUUUUUAACCAGAGCAUACCUGCAGGGGAGCAUACUCACCAGUUGUAUGCUAGACUUCCAAGUGUUAUCAUUCAUACAAGAGCUUGUAAAAAAAGUGUUGUUUAUUAUUUAUUUUUAAGCUAACAAUAUGUGAAGUUAAAUUGUUUUUCUGUUUACUUUAAAAUUACAUAUUUUUUUUCUCCAAAUGGAAGAAGAAAAAAUGACUGGUUCAAAAGCACUUGUGUGCUGUUCAAAUAUGAUUUUUUUGAUGUCUGGAUUUGCUUUGAUGUCAUUGGGAAUUCUUUUGAUGAUUGAUAAUGAAAGAGUAUUAAUGUCAAGAUUACUUGGAUCAAGUGAUGAACAUCCAAAUCAACCAUUAUUUUAUUAUUUAUCAUUUGGAAUUGUUGGAGUUGGAUUUUUAAUAUCCAUCACAGGUCUACUUGGUUGUUGGGCUUCAUGUUUAUUCAAUUGCUGCAUAACUGUUACAUAUGUCAGUUCAUUGGUGUUACUUUUAAUUGGUGAAUUUUCAAUUUGUGUAUUGACGGUAUUUUGGCCUCAAUUAUUGGGUGUUGAUGUUCGACCAAGCCGAUUGAUACGUACCCUACAAAGAAAUUAUGCCGUACCUGGACGUGAACAAUUCACAGCUGCUUUGGAUCUUGCUCAAACAACAUUUUCCUGUUGUGGAAUUAACGGAAGUUACAAUUAUGGUAUCUCUUGGUGGCGAUUGCAGGAAGUCAGUAGAAGGGAAUUAAUUGUACCACUUACAUGUUGUACACUUAACAAUACAGGUGCAAUUGAUGCAUUUCUAAAUCCAGAACCAAAAAAUUUGACUUUAUGUCAAACACGUAAUCCAGAAGAGAAUCAACGAGCUCGUCAUUCAAUGGGUUGUUUGGAUAUGAUUGAAAAAUGGACCCAAGAUCAAGCUUUAUUAUUUUUAGGAAUAUUACUUGUACUGAUGCUAAUUGAAAUAAGUGCUCUUCUUAGUACAGUACUUGCAUGUACAAAAACAAGUUCUAAAAAAAAAACAAAACAAUCUAAUUUUACGUCAACACAAACAUUGACUCGCUCUCCUUUUUCUGAGAUUGAUCAUGAUUAUGGUUUAGGAAUUGAAAAUAGAAUGCAUAUGACAGGAUCAACAUUUGGUGGUAAAUCCUGAAGGUGGCUUGAGGGCAGCGAGGAACAAAAUGAAAUAUCUCCUGAUAGUAAAAAU
This is a messenger RNA of Aphidius gifuensis, 1463 nucleotides long. Its product is annotated as tetraspanin-11-like. The transcript has 6 exons. Gene Ontology annotation, cellular component: membrane. The record is from RefSeq and is a predicted model, not a curated record. Bases 459 to 1409 code for a protein of 316 amino acids. Lineage: Eukaryota; Metazoa; Arthropoda; Insecta; Hymenoptera; Braconidae.